Thamnophis sirtalis is the source of this 2897-nucleotide messenger RNA. The record is from RefSeq and is a predicted model, not a curated record. NCBI's taxonomy places the organism in Eukaryota, Metazoa, Chordata, Lepidosauria, Squamata, Natricidae.
GAAUCGUAGUGUAUCUCUAGCUGAUGCUGAAUAAAUCCCACCAUGGUAGCUGAGACCUUAGGCCUGGAAAGCUCCUCAAUAUGGGCUCUGGCACUGUUGGGAACUUUUACAGUAACUCUUCUUGGACUGGUGCACAAACUAGGACUGAUUUAUCAGCUCCGGCAUCAGGUGGACCCUAAAAGUACCCGGCAUGGUGGGGAGAUAGUGGCAGAGGUGCUAAAAGCUCAUGGUGUGCGUUACUUGUUCACGCUUGUGGGCGGACACAUCUCCCCCAUUUUGGUGGCUAGUGAAAAAUUGGGCAUCCGCGUUGUGGAUACGAGGCAUGAGGUGACCGCUGUGUUCGCCGCAGACGCCGUGGCCAGGCUCUCAGGGACGGUGGGAGUUGCUGCGGUGACAGCAGGACCUGGAGUAACAAAUACUGUGACAGCUAUGAAAAAUGCCCAGAUGGCAGAAUCCCCUGUGUUGCUGAUUGGAGGGGCAGCAAGCACAUUGCAGAAGGGCCGAGGAGCUCUCCAAGAUAUUGACCAGUUAUCUCUAUUCAAACCACUCUGCAAAUUCUGUGCCUCAGUGAGCACUGUCAAAGAUAUUGCUCCUGUGCUGCGGAAGGCAAUUGCUGUGGCCCAGUGUGACACUCCAGGCCCCGUGUUUGUAGAGUUUCCUCUGGAUAUUCUGUAUCCUUAUCAUUUGGUUGAGAGAGAGUUAUUUAGGAAUGUUUUCCCCAAGAACCUGAAAGGAAAGGCCUUGAACUGGUUUCUGCGCUAUUAUUUGAGAAACCUGUUCGCUGGAGCUUGGGAAGCACAAGACUUUUCACCUCUACCAGUGAACAUACCGGAAGCCACAAAGGCACAGGUGCAGCAGUGCGUGGAGCUGAUCAGCAGGGCUAAGAAGCCAGUUAUACUGCUUGGCAGCCAAGUGACCCUCCCGCCAAUCCCAGCAAAUAAGCUUAGGGAAGCUUUAGAAGAACUUGGGAUCCCAUGUUUCCUGGGAGGCAUGGCCCGUGGCCUGCUGGGAAAGAACAGCCCAAUGCACAUUCGUCACAACCGGCGUGAGGCUCUCAAGGAGGCAGAUCUGGUUAUUCUGGCAGGCACCGUCUGUGAUUUUCGCCUGUCAUAUGGACGCAUCUUGAGUAAGCACAGCAAAAUCAUUGCUGUUAACAGGAAUCAGGAGCAACUGUUUAAAAAUGCACGCUUUCACUGGACACCAAAUAUAGCCAUAAAAGGGGAUGCUGCAUCGUUCUUUGUAUGCUUAAACCAAAAGCUGAAAGGCUAUUCAUGCCCUCAGGACUGGGUGAGGAGCCUGAAGGAGGCUGAUGAGAAGAAGGAGAAAACAAACAGAGAGAAUGCAGAAGAACCGACAGAACAGCAUCUUAACCCACUGAAGCUCUUGCAUCGUGUGGAUUACUUGCUCCACGAAGACAGUGUACUGGUUGCCGACGGAGGUGAUUUUGUAGCAAGUGCGGCCUAUUUUAUAAAGCCGAGGGGACCACUAUCUUGGCUGGAUCCAGGGGCUUUUGGGACUUUGGGAGUUGGGGGUGGAUUCGCCUUAGGAGCCAAGCUCUGCAGGCCAGAAUCGGAGGUUUGGAUCUUAUACGGAGAUGGCUCUCUUGGAUUCAGCGUCAUGGAAUUUGAUACCUUUGUGCGCCACAGGAUACCCGUCAUUGCCCUUGUGGGGAACGAUGCCUGCUGGACUCAGAUUUCCAGGGAGCAAGUGCCCUUGUUGGGCAGCAACGUCGCUUGCGCUUUGGAUUACUUGGAUUACCAUGUGGUGGUGGAAGGUUUAGGAGGGAAAGGUUUUUUGCUCACACGCCAGAAUGAGGACCAAAUGGACGACAUCAUCCGGACAGCACAAUCCAUAUGCCGGAGUGGGCAGCCCGUCCUUCUCAACGCCUUGAUUGGGAAAACGACCUUCCGUGAAGGCUCCAUUUCUAUGUAGGCUGUGGCUGUGGCUGUGGCUGCAGUACCUGAGCGUUACCUAAAGAGUAGAACCACUGCUUCGCAUGGAGGCUCCAGCUGUUGAAUUGCCAUUAAGCUAGGGGUUGGGUCAGAAUUGCUAGCUAUUGUUAACACUUAGUAAGCUUUGAGGCCCUCUGUCAAUAUCUAUUAUUUCUGUUGUCCCAUUUUGCUUCUGUUUUUGUUGGUGAAAGUCGCUUUAAUUUGGUGGCUCUUCCCUUUUCGUUAUCAUGGUAUGUUUAGCUUGGCAAACCUCGUUGACUAAUCCUGACCUGCCAAUCAGAAAUACUGUCUAUGUCUACUGAAAAAAGCAUGGUGGGUAAAGAGAAAAUUUAAUUAUUUUCUUGUACAUUGUGGCAAAAAUCUAUUUCUCAGGAGAAUAUAAAAAACUAGAGAGUAUAUUAAUAACAAUAGAAUAGAAUGCAAAUAUCAGUGAAUACUCAACAUACCUUGUGAUAAGAAAUAAUACAAAUGUGUAACAAUGUAUUCAAACUAUAUUAGAAGUAAAGUUGUAAUUUAAAAUUUGUCAAAUUACUUUUUGAAGUUUAGCUGGAAAAAAUUAAAUGUAAUUGUCAAAGCAACUUAUAUGAGCAAAAUCAAUCAGUUUUAUUUUCUCCUUUGGAUUAUUUAUUAAACCUGAAAGAGUAAAUAUAAUGAUCUUUGAAUGUUUUUUUUAAAAAAUGUGUAAUAAUUAUAGUUUGACCAAAUUUGACUGAUUUUGUUAGACAUUUUUAGUUAUAUGUGUUUUGCAUAUUUUGAAAUUUUUAGGUCUUAAUUCCCAAAGUAUUUUGACAACUUACUCAAUUGAUAUAAUUUAAUAUAUAAUGUGAUACAUAUUUGUAGUUUACCCAGAUUCUAUUAAUGAUUUAUAUAUAUUUUUGUAGUGUGCUUUAAGGAAUUUAUUCAAUACAAAUUGGAUAUCAAAUAAAACCCACUUAAUAAUCUUCA